Ornithorhynchus anatinus (platypus) is the source of this 521-nucleotide messenger RNA. RefSeq names its product ATP synthase membrane subunit f (gene ATP5MF). Bases 21 to 353 code for a protein of 110 amino acids. The transcript has 4 exons. Lineage: Eukaryota; Metazoa; Chordata; Mammalia; Monotremata; Ornithorhynchidae. Gene Ontology annotation, biological process: proton motive force-driven mitochondrial ATP synthesis. The record is from RefSeq and is a predicted model, not a curated record. Gene Ontology annotation, molecular function: proton-transporting ATP synthase activity, rotational mechanism.
ACCGCCCGCGGCUUCCCGUGAUGCUCUGCUCCUCCCAGAGGCCUCUGCGCGUCCCUGAGGACGGUUCGGCCUCGGCCAAGAUGGCGUCCGGCGCCCCCGUACCGCUUAAGGAGCAAAGGCUUCUGAAUGUCAAACUCGGACAGCUGCCGGCAUGGAUAGCAAUGCGGGACUUCUCACCCAGGGGAAUCGGAGGAGCUUUCCGUAGAGGUUACGAUCGAUACUAUAAUAAAUACAUCGACGUGAAGAAAGGGGGUGUUGGAGGUAUCACCAUGGUGCUUGCAGUUUAUGUCCUGAUCAACUACUGUGCUGUUUACAAGGAGCUCAAGCACGAGCGAAUGCGGAAAUACCACUGAGAAGAGAAGCACGCCACAGCUGGUAGAAAUUGCAGGCUGAGAGCGUGGGUGAUGCUAACGUUCUCACUCUCCUCGCUGAAGGCCGUUCGUGUCUAAUUCCAUUGUGUCCUAAUAAAAGAAAGGUUAUAUGUACAAUAAAAGAUGGGUUUAAAUACCAUCUGUGAUCUU